CGCCAGUGGGGACCUUCUUUAAUCGGCGUCGCACUGUCAUGCUUUUUUGGUCCCUCCGUUUUUGUUGAGAGUAACAUUUACAGAACACUUACAGCUUUAUUAGAUCAUGGUAACUACGUGUUAUUGAAGACAACAAGUAUUUUCACAUUUAUUUCACUUUUAAAGGGAAACGGGUGUUUUGCUCUAUUGCUUACCGGCUAACCAUGUGGUGCCGGAGCCGUUAUGUCCUUGAAGGUCUCACCCGGGAGUUCAGUAGAGUGACGGUUUCUCCUGUUAAAAACUUCUCACAAACUGCGUGCAAGAACACGGUCGUUGUUGAGCGAUGGUGGCAGGUACCGCUCUCGAAGGAAGGACGGCCGCCUCGGCUCCACCCCAGGCGGCAUCGGGUCUACAAAUUGGUGGAAGACACCAAGCACCUUCCGAAGGAGAAGAUGGAGCUCAUUCUGACACAGACCGUUCCCAAGUUUGGGGGCCGGGGAGACACGGUCAUCGUGAAGAAGUCUGUGGGGCGCAACAAGCUCCUGGCAGAGGGGCUCGCUGUGUACCCCUCCCCCGAAAACAAGCAGAUGUUCCUGGAUGAAAAAAAGCAGCUGCAGGAGGGGAAGCUGGAGGGGAGGACCCAGACUCGCACAGGAGAGCUGACAGUGAAGUUCCUGAAAGGCUGUCGCCUGGAAGUGGGUAUGAGGAACAACGUGCAGUACGAGCUGACUAAAGAAAUCGUCUGCCGCCAUUUCCUCCGGAGGCUAGGAGUGUUUGUCUCGCCCCAUGCCCUGACGCUUCCAGAAGAGCCAAUCACGCGAUGGGGAGAGUACUGGUGUGAAGUUACGGUGAACGGGCUGGACACAGUGCGCGUCCCCAUGUCCGUGGUGAAUUAUGAGAAACCCAGGACGAAAAGUCGCAAGAAAUGGCAGAAGGGGGAGGAGCCCACACCGCAGGGAGCGGAGCUGAUGCCGCAGGGGGAGGAGCCGGCACUGCAGGGGGAGGAGUCAACGCCGCAGGGAGCGGAGCUGAUGCCGCAGGGGGUGGAGCCGGCACCGCAGGGGGAGGAGCCAACGCCGCAGGGAGCGGAGCUGAUGCCGCAGGGGAGGAGCCGGCACCGCAGGGGGAGGAGUCAACGCCGCAGGGAGCGGAGCUGAUGCCGCAGGGGGUGGAGCCGGCACCGCAGGGGGAGGAGUCAACGCCGCAGGGAGCGGAGCUGAUGCCGCAGGGGGUGGAGCCGGCACCGCAGGGGGAGGAGCCAAUGCCGCAGGGGGAGGAGCCAGUGCCGCAGGGGGUGGAGCCGGCACCGCAGGGGGAGGAGCCAGUGCCGCAGGGGGUGGAGCCGGCACCGCAGGGGGAGGAGCCAGUGCCGCAGGGAGUGGAGCCGGCACCACAGGGGGAAACCAAAAGGCCUGGCUCAGACGAGCCAGCCAAGAACGACCCGUAACACGGCCCAACGUCCGUUUCAGGACCGCUGACACCAGCGAGUGGGGGGGGGGGGGGAGAGGUGCAUCGUUAAAAUCUCUUAUUUAAAGCAUUGUCUAAUAUGCCAGAGACAUUUCCCCAGUGGUGACUGAAGAAAACACGUCCAAAGCACUCUCAGUCUAGACUUGCACCUAACUACUCCCCCACCCAACUCUUUGUGAUUUCACUGACUCGCAUUACAUCAUCCCCAUGGGGGGCGUGGCUGUGGCUCUAUGCCGUUAUUGGUUGAAAAGCGUUUCUGUGUAAUCCUGGCUUGUUUCUUCUCUUUGUUAUGCAAAUGUGUCAAAUCAGGUUGGUGGGGUCAUUUCCAUUCUGUGGGAAUCCUCUGAAAUUCAGUUAAUGAACUGAGAAUUGCAUGUGUCCGGGUUCCGGGUGGACAUUUCAGUUCAUGAACUGAAUUUCAGUUGAUUUUCUGAAUAGGCUGGUUUAAAAUGGGAUCAACCCCAAGCCUGGUAUGUCAUGGAGUUUGACCAGAGCACCUGCUUGUGAAAGCAUAAUCAUCAUCCUCAUCGCUAGUAUCAUCACCGUCAUCAUCAAGGGUCCUGUGUUAACUAUUGGGUGUGAAAUGGUGUCCCUCUUCUUAUCUUGUUCUUGUUUGGGUGGGAGGGGGGGAAGGACAAAACAAAAAUGAGCCUACGGUCAUAAAGCAUCCCGGCGUACAAGCGCUGAUCUAGGAUCAGUUGUGGCUUUUGGCUGUUUAUGGUUAUGAUUGGGAUAUGGACAGGGGAAAACCUGAUCUCAGAUCAGCUCUCAUAUGCUGAGAUACUGUACAGAUACAGAACCCUGGAAGCUUUUGCCCUCGUGAUGGGUAUAAAGAGUGAGACUGAUGUUAAAAGAGACUUCACAAACCCUAAAAGUUUAAGCUGCCAGCAGCCGUGACGCACCCAUUUGUGCCGAGCACGUUUCGCUUUGGAGAGCAAGCCCUCGGAUUGGCUCGUCGCCGGGGCUGUGAUUGACAGCCCGGUUCACGAGGUGUCACUCAUAAGCAGCGAUGUGUACCCGCGGCCGCCAUUUUGUAAAGUAAUAAAAACGACGUGUGAAUCCGCGCGUCGUGAGAGAUUAGUCAUCCAGCGGGCUCUCGACACGACCAGGUGGCUCGCCAAGUCUUUGAAGUGUGUCUGCAGAAGUCCAGGCUAAAGGAAACAUGUUUUGAAUAUUAAUGAGAUGGCGACGGUUGCAUUUUGUAGGAGUGCAAAGAAAAAAUACAGUAUCACAAAAUCCAGCAUCUUGCAGUCUUUGUUGGCGGGGGGGUGGGGGGUUGGGGGGGGGCGGUGGCGGUUGUAGUAUGUAAAUCAUUUCCCUAAGUCAAUGGACCGAAACAAAUCAUUGGUCCUAACCAUGUGUACAGGAAUAACAUUUGGUUGUUCCUUUCAUGACUCAUGUAAAUGGCAACAAGACCAGGUCAAAACCUAGUAUAUGGCUGGACCUCUCCUGCUGACCAAUGGUGUAACUUCAUAUAACUCGGCCGACCAAUGGUGUAACUUCAUCACUCACUCACUCAGUCAGUCACAGACAUUCGCGUUUGUAGGGCUGGCCCUGCUGUUGCGGUCCGGCCAAAAAUGGACCGAACCGCAAGGUGGGUCAUUAUUCGGAGUGGGGCGCACGUAAAUGGGGGGUCGUUGUGACCCUUUUAAUUUAAUCCGGGGAACUCGGAAUGCGAAUGCCAUUCUAUGAAUAGAUGUUCUCUCUCUUUUUUUUUUUUUUUUCUUUUUCUUCCCCCCCUGUGGAACUCAGGACGUGUAAGAACGCAGUUAUGUGCUUCAGCUCCUGCUCUUAUGGUUGAGUGCAGAGUGCAUUGCGUUUGCACUGAAGGGCAUUUACAGCAUGGGUACAAUGCUUUAUGAUGCACUAGAGAGGACAUUUACAAGGCAAAAUGAGGUGUGCGCAUCGCGGUCGGUUCACUGUCUCAGAUUUUCUGUGGCUGAACUUUCAGCCUGCUUCGCGUCUCGCAAAACUCAAUUAAACUUCGCUUCGCUCUGUGGAA
This is a messenger RNA of Anguilla rostrata (American eel), 3448 nucleotides long. It is a transcript of the gene mrpl9, whose product is annotated as mitochondrial ribosomal protein L9. The transcript has 7 exons. The coding region runs from base 204 to 1136 and encodes 310 amino acids. Lineage: Eukaryota; Metazoa; Chordata; Actinopteri; Anguilliformes; Anguillidae. The record is from RefSeq and is a predicted model, not a curated record. Gene Ontology annotation, cellular component: ribosome; mitochondrion. Gene Ontology annotation, biological process: translation. Gene Ontology annotation, molecular function: structural constituent of ribosome.